Cyprinus carpio (common carp) is the source of this 5859-nucleotide messenger RNA. Its product is annotated as rho guanine nucleotide exchange factor 40-like. The record is from RefSeq and is a predicted model, not a curated record. Gene Ontology annotation, molecular function: guanyl-nucleotide exchange factor activity. Lineage: Eukaryota; Metazoa; Chordata; Actinopteri; Cypriniformes; Cyprinidae.
UCUCUCUCUCCCUCUCUCUCUCCCUCCACCAUCAAACUAACUCCUGCAUUUCAGAAACUCCAGACUGAAGCGACGCUGUCUCGUUUGUCUGUGUGGAUGUUUAAGAGCGAUGUAGUCACUCCGGAGGCAGUGUGAAGUCAUGGGUUCAGAGGCGGUAGAGGACUGCGUGCAGGGGGCGCUAUCUUCCCUCUACCCUCCUUUUGAAAGCACCGCUCCUCCUCUCCUCUCUCAGGUGUUCUCCGUACUCGAGUCCACCUAUCAGCACGACAGCUUGAGAUAUCUGCUGGAUUUCUUCAUUCCUGCCAAACACCUUCUGCACAGACUACAGCAGCAUGCAUGUUCUCAGUAUCUGGGCUGUCUCUUCUUGCACUCUGGUUGGCCACUGUGUUUGGGAGAGAAGGUAGUAGUACAGCUCUCUACUUUGGACUGGAGACUCCUGCGUAGUACUGACUUCUACCUACAGGUGGUCCCCUUCUCGACACGUUGUCCUCGCCUUGCUCUUAAGUGCCUUGCACCUGGUGGGAGGAAUGUACAGGAGGUCUUAGUGCCAGAGUCACAGCAUCCGCUGGUGUUUACUUCAGAGUGGCUACACUGCAUCAACAAGGAUCGUGGCUGCAAGAGAGAAGGUGGAGGAUGUUUGGACACCUGUCUGGUGAGUACAUGUGAUGGAGUGGUCCAUAUUCCAUGGGAAGAGGUAGUCUAUCCCAAACUCCUCCACAAUCCAUCCAGUCCUCUCCAAGACAAUCCUGAGCAAACUGACUUGUCAUCAGGCGGUUUGGGCCUUGGUUGGGGCAGCUCUUCAGCGGAGCAUGAUUCCUGGUCCUGGGAUGAAGAAGAUGGCUUGCCUCCAGAUGGGAAUGAGGCGGAGAUUGAGGCUGCCUUAGAACGCCUGCGCAGAAGCAGUGAUGAUCAUCUUGUAGCUGAUGGUGCUGGAGAUUAUGUUGAGCUGCUAGAGCCCAGAGGAGGCCCAGAUGGUGGUGCUGAUCCUAAACAGCGCUAUCUGGAGAUGCAUGGAAUAUGUAAGACCAAAACUUUGCCCCUGUGUAGGAGGGGUAAAGCAAUACGACUACGAAAGGGGAAGGGGAGAGGGUAUGGGAAAACUGAACCUGGUGCUAGGGCUGGAAGUCUGGUACGAAGGAAUAGCAACAACAACGGCAAGGAUGGUGUAGUUUCCUGCAGUGACUUGGAUACCUCACGCCCCUUGCCUCGUGUCAUUGAUUUAGGUUGCCAAAGAAGGUCAUAUUACCCUUCAUUGCAGGACUCUGACGAAGGUGCUAGAGACCCAGUAGGUCUCGAAUGCAGAUCUCCUUGCAAGGACAGUCUGGCCAAAGAGAGGAGGCCAGGGGUAGGAAAAGAGAGAGAUGGGACUGGGGGUACACUGCCCUGGGAUGAGUGUCAGAGGAAGAAAUGUUCCAGCAGGCGAUGUUCCACAGAUGAUAAUGAUGUGGCUAAGAACAAAGCAGAGAGUCUGGAAGACGGACAACAGGACCACAAUCAAAGAUCACACUGGGGCUGUGAUGAUAAAACAUUGGCCAGCACUUUAGACAGUAGACAUGAGGUUGCAACAUUAGCAAAUCCCUCCAAUGCUGCAGAUAAUGGAGCUGUCCCUUUGGCUGUUUAUGGAGAAACAGAAGAUAUAAACAAGAAAUUGGCUGGAGAAUCUAGGACACGGACAAUGUCUCUCCAAGAUUCUUCCAUGAACAUUGCAUCUGAUACAUCAGACUGUGCACAAAGCAGGACCAAUCACUCAGACAAUACUAGUAAAGAGAAAACGGAUAAAAGUUUGCCACCAUCAGGUACUGUAAGCGCCAUGGAAGAAAAGUGUCCUAGAAAGUCAGAUAACCUUAUUUGUCCCAGAGGAAAAGAAGUAAAAACAGGUGGAUUUAGAGCACCCAGGAGGAAAAGGAAAGCCAAAGGAGGCAAAGGAAAGACUAAAUCCAAUGGCCGUGUCCAACAUAAAGGCAAGGGUGACCAAAUUCACUCAAAGAACCCGCCCAAAGCCAUCCAACCAAUCAGCCAUUCUAGUCAAUCAGAGGAGGCUCCCAAAUUAUCUAAAGAUUGCAAAGGCUGUGUAGCAGCCUCUGACAUAGAAACAGAUGCAAAGUCAAAAGCCAAAGAUGGAGAAAGCCAGACUGGCACAUCCUUUCCUGACCAUUUCCAAAAUGAGAUGGGAUUAUCUGAAUCUGCUGCUCACUUAGAGUCCAAAUCGCCCCCUCCUCAUCUUAGAGACUUAGAUUUCAAUCUUCUUCAGUCAGGAAAGCUAAUAUUAACAGGUACGAUGGACCGACUGGGACGAGCAUUGGUUAUCACAGAAAGUCACCUCCCAGAGGAUGGAUGGAACACAGAUGAAAUAAUAAAAGUGUUGUCCUGCUAUUACACCAUCACCAGACCUAUGGCCAGAGAGAAGGGUCUUACUGUCAUAGUGGACAGCAGAAAGUCUGCCCCGUCUGAACUCUGUCUCUCUGCACUGAAGCUCUUCAAGGGGCAGGCAGAAACAGGGCUUGACUCAGUCCUUAUCCUAACUGAGGAGCAAGAUGAAUCGACCCAACCAUGUCUGGAUAGAAUAGAGGUGCAUACAGUACGAGGUACAGGCAUCCUUCAGCAGUUUGUGGACAAGCAGCAGUUGCCCAAAGAAAUGGGUGGAGACUUUAACCACUCACAUGAUGACUGGCUCACUUUCAGACUGAGUUUGGAGCAGCUGACAGAGCGCUGUGAGAGCGCCCUCACCCUGCUGGGAGACGCACUGCAGUCUAUGGACACAGAACCACUACCUGACUGCAUUAAGAAUGUUCCCCUCAGCGUCGACAAACACAGACAGUUAAUGACAAGCAUCCUCACUGACCAACGGCUGACAGAGCUGCAGCAGGGGGGCGGGGCUUGGCUGGCAGGUCUGGCCAAUGGGACAUCAGGGUUGGCACAGAAAUCACCAGACUGCAAGGCUGCUUUGGCAGUGGCCUCUAACCUGUAUGACAGUGUGGAUGACGCGCUUCACCGGCUAGUGCGUGUGUCCAAUCAGAGGGGUCGUGACCUGGAAGCGCUGGGGAGAUUGGCUGCACUUGUGGAUAAAUUGGACAAGUGUGAGAGAGACAUAGAGCACGUACAGCAGCAGCUCGAGGACUAUAAACAUCCUCCUCUGUCUCUCAGCAGACUGUCACUCAAACAGCACAAGUUCAGGAGCUUCAGAGAGUCUGCGAUGGAGCUUCACAGUGAGACUCUGGUGUUGCUGGGAGAGGUGGAGAGCUGGUCUGAGCUGGACUGGCCCGGUCUCAGAGCCGUGCUGGACAAACUCCCUCCAAUAAGAGAAAAAGUGCGAGACAUGUCUCACUGUCUGUCGGACUGCUGGACACAGCUGGACAACACACAACGGCUCCUGUCUACACUUACUGAAGCGUCUCAGUGGUGUGACGUGGUGUCGUCCUCCUCUCCUUCCUCUUCUUCAUCCUCCCCUCUCUCCUCUCUGCCUCCCAUCCCUCCAUCACGUUUCCAGGACGCUCGCGCUCUUGCGCUGGAUCUGGGUGGUGGGGCUUUGCUGGACCUCUGGUCCCAGACUCUGGAGCGCUAUCAGAAAACUCUGGCUCAGUUUAAGAGCCGGAUCCUGCAGGCAGAAAGAGGCUCGUCAAUGGCCCAGGGUCAGGAGCCGGACUCGGGGGGACGAGGGAGGACUCCCGCUUCCAGCACGUCCAGCCUGGGGGAUUUAGAGGGGGAGAUCGAGCCAGACUGGUGCCCUGGAGAAGGAGAGGGGGGCCUGCAAUCCUGGGGUUCACUGGCGUCUCUCUUCCGGCCACAAAACUGCUCAACACUCAAGAUUGGAGAGGAAAAGAAGAAAGAGGGGGUGAAUCCAGGAGGGGGGAAGUUUCUGCAAAACCUUCUGCACCCGGCCAAGAAAAAUGCCACAGACGCACCCCUCCCUCCCAAACCCCCUCGCAAGCGUCAUCCCAGUUUCGACCUCCAGGCUCUGCUGGCCCCACGCCGUUCGGCCGCCGUGUCUAAACCUGCAGAGUCCACAUCGGGCCAGUCCUCUCCACUGUCCUGGUUGGGCCGCCGGGGGCUGACGGAUCCCAUCCUUACGGCAGGGGUGGCAGCAGCGGUUCCAGGGUGGAGGGAUCCCACUGGAGCAGGAGCAGGAGCAGGAGUGCUGAUCAGAGGAGUGGAGGUCAGCAGUAAGGAAGUGGUGGAUCACACAGGCUUCACGCGCCAACAUGUGCUGCUUAACCGUACCGAGAGAGAGACGGGGAUGGAGAGAGCAGGAGCGACCGCACAGAGCAAGCUGUACUUACAGUGGUGUCGGCUGGUCAGCACAGAGAGGCAGUAUGUGGCUGUUCUUAAAGGUGUGGAGGAGAACUAUCUGCCCCUCCUGGAGUCUUCAGACGUCCCGUCUGCGCUGAGAGGAAAGACAGAGUCACUCUUCUGUAACUGGAAAAGCCUCUCUGCCUUCCACUCGCAGUCACUUCUCCCGGCCAUGGAGGGCGCUCUCUCCCAGACACUGCAGCAGACUGACUGCUUCAGCAAAUAUAAGGAUCAGUUUCUUCUGUAUUCCCACUACAUCCGGAUGAGACCUGAGCCGGACGCUCUGCUCAUCGGUCAGGCUGCUGACUUCUUCAGGUCAAAGCUGUCUUCGUCUCUUGUUCCUGCUCCUCCGUUUCCUCAGUGUCUCUCGGCUCCCGUUCAGAGACUGGAGCAGUACUGCCAGACACUAGAGGAACUGGGCGGUCUCAAUCCCACCUCUGACUCCGCCCUCUCCAUCCUAAAACACGCCCAGCGGCACGGAGAGGAUCUGCGAGCCAGUGAUCUCAUCACAGGGUGUCCGAUCCCCGUGGCGGAGCGUGGAGAUCUGGUGCGUCAGGGUGAGCUGUGUGUUUCCGGUGGAGGCCGACGGAAGAAGACGGGAAUCAGAAACAUCUUCCUCUAUCAGAACUAUCUCAUCUUCACCAAACACAAAACACCCAACCCAGGAUGCAGUGUGUACAGCUUCAAGCACAGCAUUAAGACGGGUGAGAUGGGUCUCACUCAGAGCGUGGGCGAGGACGGGCUGAGGUUUGAGGUGUGGGUGAGACAUGCGUCCCGCACCAGGGACUGUCUCACUCUCCAGGCCUCCAGCGUGCAGGAGAGAGGAACCUGGACCCACGACAUCGCACAGCUGCUCUGGACUCACGCCAUCCACAACACAGAGCUGUGUCUGAAGGAGUCUCUGUGUAUGGGAGUCUCCAGUAAGCUGCUACUGGACGUGACGGGAGCUCAAGUUUCAGACCUGGACUCCAGCUUCAGCCUGAAUGACAGAGUUCAGAGCAGUUGUUCAGAUUCAUCUUCUGUGGGCAGCAUGAAAGAGAGCGACUCACCCUCCACUGCAAGAGAUUCAAAGAGAAACGACGAGCAAACAGGUCACACUCAGAGCUCCUCACCCUCCACAUCUGUGUGAAUAAUUUCAACUCAUAAUGCAAGUCUUAAAAUAAAUACUCAAAGGUGCUUUAAUCAAAAACUCUGCCACAUAUUUCCGACUGGGAGAACUGGACACAGACUGGAUCACGAGACGCACACAGCCGUGUAAAUACAGUAUUACAGAAGCUGUGUGUCGGCAGCCGUCUCGCUUCUUUUACUUUCAGUUGCUCUUGAUAAUUGACUUUCAGGGAGUGAAUCAAAGCUGUUUUAACGUCUCAGGCCCACACACACAUCAGAAACUAAAAAAAAGAUGACAUUAAAGUCAACAGGAAAUCAAAAUUCCAGAAAAUCUAUUCAUUUUUAGGCCAUCCAAGAUUAGGAUUUUUAAGUUUGUUUCUUCAUCAGAUUUGUAGAAAUGUAGCACUGCACCAGUGUCUCAGCAAUGGAUGCUCUGCAGUGAAUGGGUGCCGUCAGAAUGAGAGU